This is a messenger RNA of Rodentolepis nana, 903 nucleotides long. NCBI's taxonomy places the organism in Eukaryota, Metazoa, Platyhelminthes, Cestoda, Cyclophyllidea, Hymenolepididae. The record is from the annotation of a GenBank genome assembly.
AUGAACGCUUUGCCAGAUACGUCAGAAAUGCCGCAAAGGUUGCUUCGAAGACCACGAGAGAUCCGACCCAGUCCCAUGGCUCUCUCGAAACGCAACACCGUGGUCAUGCAUCGUGAAUGGAAGAUGGAAGAGGAGCCGUACUCUGGAAGUGAAUACUAUUCCUCUGGAAGAGAUGGAGAUCAGCUUGUGAUCAAUAUGACUGCCGGGGGCUCCGUUCCAACAAUUAGUUUUACAACGGUGGAAGAGAACACGAUCGAGCUGUUGGUCGUUGUUACUAGGAAAAUGCAUCUCAUACUCAAUGACCGGCUUAAUGAGUACCUUCUCGCCACAAUCGGUUCCGUGGCUCAAAACUUCAAGCACUCCAGUCUAAAAUCCGCGAUUAAAAUCAGCAUAGUGGAUAUUAUUCUCCUUGAUUCAAAUUUUGCACUUAGAGAAGGCCUUGACGAUUGGUCCAAUAAAAAUCACGAGGAAGUUAUGGGCAAAUUUUGUCAUUGGGUAAAUCGGAUUAGGAGACCCACAAUGAAUUGGGACUCAGCUAUUCUCCUCAACGUAGGCAAUUUCAAAACUAUGGCAUUAGGUGUUGCACAUUAUCAAGCUAUGUGCAGUUUGGAGAGCAGUUGUCUCGUAGUUGUCGACAGAGGCUUCGGAACAGCAGACAUUAUCGCCCACGAAAUUGGACAUCAAUUAGGAGCAAAACACGAUUUUGAGGUUGGAUCUGAGUGCGGUUUUGAGGAACAGCCUAGUCGUAAGAGGACAAUGCAAAAGCUCAGUCGUCGAACACAAGAAAAAUAUGACACGACCAUCCAACGCGAUACCGUCAUGUCUGGAAUUCUCUACUUUGAACUUUACCCCUUCCGGUGGUCAGCUUGCAGUCGGCAGAACAUUCAAUUUUUCUUAUCGUAA